AUGGGGCUCGGGACAAGGGAGAGCCGUCCCGAUGCUCCGGGCUCGGAGGGAGCGCGGGACGCCGGCGGCGACUCUCCAGGCAGGCUCCUCCUCUGCGCGGGGUUCCGGGACCGGAGCGGGGGACCCCGCGGAGGUGUUCUAUUUCCUACCGAAGGCAGCGGGACGGCUGGGCUAGGGGUGGCGGCGUUCCUCGGGGAGCGGAUCGGCUCGGCACGGCUCCGCCUCACCGUGCGCUUUCUUUCCGUACAGCCGCUGCUGGAGGAGGGCGAGACCUGGAAGGAGUGCAAGCUCGUACAGCAAGUGAGCGCCGAGGUCACAAAAUGGAUUCAGGCAAACCAGAGGAUCAGAAAAAGCAGCAAAAAGAAAAGAAAGCAGGAUGAAGUUGUUUUUCAGAAGCUGCUCCCAGACCAGCUGGUCUUACUUCUGGAGUAUCUCCUGGAAGAGAAGACACUGUGUCCUAGAACACUACAGCGCUUAGAGAAGACAUACCAGCUCCGUGACCAGGAUGCUGAGGUAAAUCACUAA
Molecule: messenger RNA, 525 nt
Organism: Lagopus leucura (white-tailed ptarmigan)
Lineage: Eukaryota; Metazoa; Chordata; Aves; Galliformes; Phasianidae
Product: aminopeptidase O-like
Exons: 4
Coding region: 1-525 (174 amino acids)
Cellular component (GO): nucleolus
Molecular function (GO): metalloaminopeptidase activity
Source: RefSeq, a predicted model, not a curated record